Messenger RNA from Mesorhabditis spiculigera, 285 nucleotides. The record is from the annotation of a GenBank genome assembly. Lineage: Eukaryota; Metazoa; Nematoda; Chromadorea; Rhabditida; Rhabditidae.
AUGGUCGUUCUCUUUGGCACCGAAAUACUCGGCCUGAUUGCCAAUUUGGUCUUCUGGGAUCAUCACAUGGAAUCCAUGAACAGUCAUCUCUCCGAAUUCGGGCAGCAAAAAGCAGAACUUAAGCCAGGGGUCGAUAUCGAUGAGCUCAUUUCCAUUGUGCUAGCCGGCCUUAUCAUGCUCUGGGCCGACCUCGUCAUCUUCCAGUUUUAUCGAUACAUCAGAGAUCGUCAGAUUGAAGAGGAGCAAAGCGGUCAGCUGCCCCUCCAUAAUCAACCGCUGAAGGCU